CGCAGAUUGAGUCGGAAUUUUCUCAUUAUUUAACCAAGGAGAACUCCCCUAUCAUUCACGGACUUUGUACAGUGAUUCAAAGAUUGAUCCCGUGUACUACCUGAUAGCUUUGCAAAAUGACAGUAGUACGAAUUGAGACCUGGGAUUUUAAAGCGGAUGUCCCCACUGCGUCUAUUAAGGAAAUGUGCGACCGUUACCUUGCCUUGAAAAAAGAACUACCAUUUAUCCUCUCCUUCACCGGGGGAUUAAGCUGGGAAAUGUUUGAAGACAGUCGGCAGCGUGUUGUGUUCGUGAUUGAGUUUGAGAAUCAGGAUGACCUCAAUCGCUACAUUGACGACCCCACACACGUCGCGCUUGAGAUGAACAUGGGGUCAGAUGCAGUGACAGAAGGGGUGAGGAAUAAUCAGUAUACCAAUGGAUUUUGGGGUUAAAGACCAUGUUUAUACGCAUCGCUAGAUGCAGGGUAGCAGAUGGUACUGUAGAGAAUUAGAUCUAACCUGCUGGUUAGCCUAAGGUACUCCCACAAUAACUGAAAUCAAUGUGAUGGCUCGUCGACACGCCAAGAACGGUCAAAAUCUUUGAUCCCCAAGUUUGGUGGACACUGCAGAGGCCCCGGUUGCGUUAGCGACGUUAUGCAGCCCCCUUGUAGACUCUUACAGUAUCUUUUCGAGCAACC
Molecule: messenger RNA, 676 nt
Organism: Aspergillus calidoustus
Lineage: Eukaryota; Fungi; Ascomycota; Eurotiomycetes; Eurotiales; Aspergillaceae
Source: the annotation of a GenBank genome assembly